AUGAAGGAUGUGACUGAUAGCGCUACGAAGCGCAACGUCAGUUUCUCGGAUGGAAAAAGACCAGGCAAAGCAACCCUCCCUAACAUGGACUUCGACUCCGGUCAAUACCGGGAUAGCUCUGUCAGGUCCGGUCUGAACCAGGUAGACGCCUCAAAGGCCGAUGUUUUCAACGAUACGUCAUCAAGAGGUGCAUCGUCAUCGCUUCGACAGCAGCUACCUUCGGCCCGGAGUCAGCGGAUUCGCAAUUUCCUUGAAGAUAUCGAGAGCGAGACCGCAGGACACCCGACCCCGACCAGAGUAUCCAAUGCAAUCAACAAGACACUAACCGAAUCCGACGAAUCUUUGGAAGCGUCGCAAGCUCAUACCGAAACUGAAUCGGACAGCGGACGGGUACAUGUCGCAUCACGACGUGAAUCGAGAAACGUAGGAAAUGCUACAUUUUUGACCGAAUGCUCCUUUGCUGUCUCGCAUGACAAGCUGGUUGAGAUCAUCACCGAGGUACAACCAUUUGAACCUUACUGGGAGGACUUGACGGCAAUCGACCUGUCCAAGCGAGGUGCAACCAGCGUAGCUAGGCUCAAGGAGUUCCUGCCAAAAUUGGACGAAGUUAACCUCAACGACAACGAGAUCAGCUAUUUGAGCGGAAUUCCAUCCACCGUUCGAACAUUGUUUGCUGCGGGUAAUAAGAUCAGUAGCCUCACGGCCAUCAACCACCUCAGCAACAUUCAAUACUUGGACUUGUCGAGGAAUGACCUUGACGGAGUCAGCGCUCUGAGUUGUCUACGACAUCUCCGGGAGAUCAAGAUCGACCACAACCGCAUCACCGAUCUUGGAGACCUUCUUCAGACGGAUUCUCUCGUCAAGAUGAGCUGCGUCGGUAACCGUAUCGCGGAGCUAGACCUGCGUCAAGCGAAAUGGCCCCGAUUGGAGACGCUCGAUUUGUCCGAUAAUGACAUUGCCGGGGUCUUUGCUCUGGAAAGAUUGGGCAGCUUGGUCACCCUGAAUCUGGAAUCGAACAACUUGACCGAGCUGGUGGUAGCAGAGCCCAUGCCGAGUCUGCGGAUCCUGCGUAUCUCGAACAACGACGUAGCAGAGGUCGACCUGUCAUCAUUCCCACGUCUACGAACGCUAUACGCUGACAACAACUCGCUGUCCGGACUGGAUCGAAGCAAUCCCCGGACGAUAUCAAGGCUGGAGAAUCUGAGUUUGCGGAAUCAACGGGGUAGAACCCUCCGACUGUUCUAUGAUGACUUGCGGGAUGUAAAGAGGCUAUACAUAUCUGGCAAUCCUCUGGCAAUCGACUUUUUCCCCUCGAAAGCGCUCUACUCGAUGGCGUAUCUCGAAGCCGCAGCCUGCAAGCUAUCUGACUGGCCGGUGGACUUUGCGCGACGCCUUCCGAACUUGCGCCACUUGAAUCUCAACUACAAUUUUAUCGAGGACCUAGCGGGACUUCGUGGGUUGCAAGGCCUGCGAAAAUUGUCCGUCAUCGGAGGCCGGCUCGGGACCGAUAGUACUCGCGGAGUGGUAGCGGACUUGCGCGAUUUAGGCACUCUAGAGAGCGUAGAUUUGAGAAUGAACCCUUGCACCCUCAACUUCUACCUCCCGGUCAUCGUCACCGAUACGGCCGCCUUUUGUGCGCUUCGUACGCAAGACGACCGGACCACUCCCGGCUCGCCCUCAUGGGCCAGCAUGGACGUCAACUUCCGGAGAAGCCUCCCGGACGAGUGGUACAGCAAACGAUUGAUCUACCGAGGUCUGGUCGCGAUGGCAUGCGGGGGUAUCCAAACCAUUGACGGAUUGCAGAUGUCCAAUGCCGAGCGGGCGAAAGCUGGACAGCUGGUCGAGUCCGCCUUGGCGGACGUAGUGUGA
This is a messenger RNA of Filobasidium floriforme, 1869 nucleotides long. Its product is annotated as putative leucine repeat-containing protein. The coding region runs from base 1 to 1869 and encodes 622 amino acids. The transcript has 5 exons. Lineage: Eukaryota; Fungi; Basidiomycota; Tremellomycetes; Filobasidiales; Filobasidiaceae. The record is from RefSeq and is a predicted model, not a curated record. Gene Ontology annotation, molecular function: protein binding.